This is a messenger RNA of Nicotiana tabacum (common tobacco), 1620 nucleotides long. RefSeq names its product protein JINGUBANG-like. The record is from RefSeq and is a predicted model, not a curated record. Lineage: Eukaryota; Viridiplantae; Streptophyta; Magnoliopsida; Solanales; Solanaceae. Gene Ontology annotation, molecular function: protein binding.
AUUUCCUCCUCUUUCUAAAACACACACACAUACACAGUUAAUACACACAUUCUUUGCUAAUUCUAUACCAAUUUCUCUUCACUGUAUAGCCGGCACAAUGAAAUUCCGAUCUUGGCUUGCAACUUGCUCCUCCUCCGUCACCACUGCCGACGACCAGCCUAUUCCACCACCAAAACUCCCAUUCUCCGACGAUGCAAGCAGCUUAUUUUCCGACAUAACCAACAGUUCACCUAUAUCAGUAAUUUCUCAAGAAACAAACAAUUCCCUUAGUAGUUUACAAAGCAACCUCUCCCUUUUAACCUUACCUUCUGUCCCUUCUCUCCAAAAUCUCUCUCCCGGUACCUUAAACCUCGUAAUCUCAGCUCGCUGCCUCAAUUCUCUUAAUCCCCGAAACGCCCUUGUCACUUUCCUAGCUGUCCACAACAAUCUCCUUUACGCUGCUUCCUCCAAUGAAAUCAACGUCUUUGAACUCACGAAUUUCACGCUUAUCGAUACUUUCAAUGGCAAAGACCCUUCAAGCGGCUCGAUAAAAUCAGUGGCUUUUCUUAAUGGUAAAAUUUUCACAGCCCAUCAGGACUGUAAAAUCCGGGUGUGGAAACAGACACCAGUUAAGCAGCAUAAACUAAUUGCGAUACUCCCAACACUUGAAGACCGGUUACGCAGAUUCGUUUUCCCUAGCAGCUAUACAAAUGUAAGAAGACAUAAGAAGAAGCUAUGGAUCGAACAUCACGAUGCUGUUUCUGGAUUAGCAGUAAAUGAAAAUUUAAUGUGCUCUAUUUCGUGGGAUAGGUCUUUGAAAAUUUGGAGCGGGUCAGAUUUACGGUGCAGUGAAUCAAUUAGAGCACAUGAUGAUGCCAUAAACGCUGUUGUGGUAGGUAAAGAUGGGACUAUUUUUACAGGUUCUGCUGAUAAACGGAUUCGAGUUUGGGGUAAACCAAAAGGGGAGAAAAAAUCAAAAUCAAAACAUGGGCUGAUUGCUACAUUAGAAAAACAUAAAUCGGCGGUGAAUGCAUUAGCAUUAAGCUCUGAUUGUUCUGUUCUAUUUUCGGGCGCUUGUGAUCGGUCGAUAUUGGUAUGGGAAAGGGAAGACAGUGCUAAUUACAUGGUGGUUACUGGUGCAUUGAGAGGUCAUACGAAAGCGAUAUUAUGUUUGAUCAACGUAUCUGAUUUGUUGUUCAGUGGAUCGGCGGAUCGGACGGUAAGGAUUUGGACACGUGGGAUUGAAGGACAGUUCUGUUGUUUAACGGUUCUGGAUGGUCAUCGGACACCGGUGAGGUCAUUGGUGGCGGCGGCGGAAACCAGUGAAUCUGACGGUGGUUCUGUGAAGUUGUUUAGUGGAAGCUUUGACGGAGAAAUUAAAGUGUGGCAAAUUGGGGUUUCUAGUUCAAGUGGCAGUCCUUUGAAAUCAUAAUAUUUGUAUUUUUUUUAAUAUGUAAAAAAGAAAAAGAAGUUUCCCAUACUAACAAGUUAUAGAUCUCUUGUUCCUUGAAAAUAUAGAAUUUUGGUCUGUUAUUUUGUGCAUCUUUUUCUGAGUCAUUUGGGAAUGGCUAACUAGGAAUUUCAAUACUUAUUAAGAAUGGUCAAGAAACUUAUUUUGGGCAAAUGUUCAAGGCUUUUAAA